This is a messenger RNA of Mobula hypostoma (lesser devil ray), 3113 nucleotides long. Its product is annotated as histone H1-like. Gene Ontology annotation, biological process: nucleosome assembly. Bases 57 to 650 code for a protein of 197 amino acids. The record is from RefSeq and is a predicted model, not a curated record. Lineage: Eukaryota; Metazoa; Chordata; Chondrichthyes; Myliobatiformes; Myliobatidae. Gene Ontology annotation, molecular function: DNA binding; structural constituent of chromatin. The transcript has 2 exons. Gene Ontology annotation, cellular component: nucleosome.
CGCUUCAUUUCUCACACACUUCAGAGUUCGAGAGAGUUUGUGCACAGUUUCCGACCAUGACCGAGACCGCAGAAGUGGCUCCACCAGCGGCACCCGCCACCACACCCAAGGCUGCCAAGAAGAAGAAGGCCGCUGUCCGGACAAAGUCAGCCGGUCCCAAACUGGGCGAUCAGAUCGACAAGAUUGUGGCCGAUUGCCGCAGUCAGCGAGGGGUGUCCGUAGCCGCGAUAAAGAAGAGUUUGGCCAGCAGCGGCGUCGAUGUACAAAAGCUGAAAGGUCAGAUCAGGCUGACCAUUAAAAGGAAAUUGGAUAAAGGCACCCUGGUUCACACUAAGGGCGCAGGUGCCUCCGGCUCCUUGAGAGCCGCUAAAAAAGAACAUACCGGGAAAGUCGUGAAAAAAGCGAAGAAACCAGCGGCCAAGAAAUCCGUGGCCAAGAAAACAGGUGCCAAGAAAUCUCCCGCCAAGACCAAAGGGGCUAAGAAAACUGUGGUUAAAAAAGCGGCAGCUAAGAAAACAGCGACCAAGAAGACCGCGCAGAAGCCCAAGAGUCCGAAGAAAGUCGCAGCCCCCAAGGUGGCCAAGAAGUCGGCAAAACCCAAGCCGAAGGCAAAAUCUGUGAAAACCAAGAAGACAGCGGCCAAAAAGUAAAUACAGUAAAGACCCGAAACCAAAGGCUCUUUUAAGAGCCACCCACAUCUCCCAGAUAAGAGCUGAUCCAGAAUCGCGCGAUUCCAGAUCCUGGUCGGUUUAGAUGUCAGUACGAACUACUUUCAGAAAACCCGGGAUCCCCGGUGCCUCGUUGACAUUCGGCGUUGCCGUCCCUUCCCUAGUAUCUGAAAUAAAAUACAGUAUCGGAUGUUCGGACCGAGACUCAAUUGGACAUGAAUUUGUUCCGCUUCAGUCUCCGUUCAAAGGCCGUUUCUUAUUUGAGGCCGGGAGAUGGUAGCACUGGCGGAGAAUCUCUGUCUCAGCUCAAAGCCCAACAUGGAAGUUUCAAUUCAGGGUUAAAGUGACAAAACUGCUAAAUUAUCUGAGGAGAGGGAACAGGCUCUGGGCAUGGACUGGAGAGGGAUGAAACAAGGUAAAGAUUUGGCUUGCACAGCCACCUGUUACAAUGAGUUCCACAGAUUCACUACGCUAUGGCUAAAGAAAUUCCUCCUUAUCUCCUUUCUAAAAGGAUGCUCCUCUAUUUUGAGGCUGUGUCCUCUGGUCCUAGACUCUCCCACCGUAGAAAACACCUUCUCCAGAUUCACCUUAUCAAGGCCUUUCAACAUUCGAUAGCUUUUAAUUAGGUAACUGCUCAUUCUAGUCAAUACAGGCCCAGAGCCAUCAAAUGCUCUUCAUAUGAAAUGUUGUUCAAUCCUAGAGUUACUUUCAUGAACCUUCUUCUGUGAGGGGAUCCUGGAGUGUCCCUAUUAACUGGAGAGAGACAUUUAUCAUUGAUGGUUUGUUUGGAAAGGAGAGAGAGACAGAGUUAUUUACCACCGAUAUGUUGCUUUUGAAAAGAGAGAGAGAGAGAGAGAGACGAAGAUUAACGCUUGGACUGUCACUUUAAGGCAUUGAAAGUAACUUUGGAUUUUUACUGAGUUUGUAGUUGGAGACAGCACCGAGCAGCUCAAAAGUUGCUAUGGUGACCGAAGGCAGUGUUAAUUAAUGGACACUCGAUGUUAUGAUUUUCAACACAUUGUUGAUAUUUCUUUAAUGACUUGUUGCCUGCUUGUGCACUCCUUUACAGACAAAGGAGGGAGGGACUCUUUGAAUGACAGGUGAUGCUCAGCCUGGUGAAAUAAAUGGGAGGUCAGAUGAUACAGACCUCAGGACACAUGAUCUGGACAUGGAAUGAGCAUUGUUGUGCCCGCAGAAAAAGUGGGUUUUGGAGGAUCGAUCAGGCGGAUCGUUCCAAAUUGCUAUCCAUCGGUGAGGAAGGGGUUGACUGGUGGGGAGCUGUCUAUGUGUCCACCCUCGCCUGGGUGAUAGCUCCACCACAGAAGACCAGUCCCCUUGGUUAAAGUCACAGUUGGUGACUUGUAAAGGAUUUUCGGAGGACGACGAGAAGAUUGACGGCAUCAGCUCAGCUGAAGACUCAACUCACUCCCCCUCUCUCCACCACUACUCAACUAAAUACCACGAACUGAACUGAACUGAACUUUACUCAACAUCGUAAGACUGUAUCUUUUUACCCCUAGACUUAAAGAAGCUUGGUUUUUUCAUACAUAUAUAUUCCACACUUACUUUUAUAUAUAAUCAUUGCUAACAUGUUUGAUUUAUCUACAUUUAUAUUACUGUAUUGCGUAGUUACUAAUAAAUAUUAGUUUAUAGCAAUACGAGACUCCAAAGUGUUUUCCAUCUCUGCUGGUUUCUUUAUCCCCGUCACGGGGUUCGUGACACUUCCAACUCUCUCCUGUGUCAGUACAUCUUUCUAAGAUAAGGGGCCCAAAUCUGCUCACAAUGCUCAAAGUGAAGCCUCAUCAGUCCUUGCACUUGCAUUCUAGUCCUCUCAAAAUGAAUGCUAACAUUGCAUUUGUCUUCCUCACCACAGACAACUGCAAAUUAACCUUUCGGGAACACUGCACAAGGACUCCCAAGUCCCUUUACACCUCAGAUUUUUAAAAUUUCUCUCCAUUUAGAAAAUGGUUUAUGCUUUUAUUCUUCUACCAAAGUGCAUGACCAUACACUUCCCAACAUAGUAUUCCAUCUGCUGCUUCUUUUCCCAUUCUCCUAAUCUGUCUAUGGCCUUCUGUAGCCUUUCUACUUUUGUAAAACUACCUGCCCUUCCAACUAAUCUUUGUGUCAUCUGAAAACUUUACAACAAAACCAGCAAUUCUGUCAGCCAAGUCAAUGACAUACAAUGUAAAAAGAAUUGGCCCAAACACAGACCACAGUGAAACACCACUAGUCACAAUAUACCAACCAAAAGGUUCAUUCCCGUUUUGUUUCUGCCAAUCAGCCAUUGCUUUAUCAAUGGUAGUAUCUUCCCUGUAAUAUGGCGGCUCUUAGCUUGUCAAACAGCCUUAUGUGUGGCACCUUGUCAAGGGCCUUCUGAAAAUCCAAGUACACAAAAUCAGCCAAUUCUCAUUUGUCUAUCCUACUUGUUAUUUCUUCAAAGAAUUC